CAUACAUACCUCGAGAGCACCGUCCAUCGCCGGAUCAUGGAUUUCACAGCGGAUAUCAUCGUCACGAACAGCACGGCCGACAAUCCGCUGCAGCUUCAUGAAUCUCAGCUGCGGCAAUCCUUGUUCUACGAUGAAUGCGCCAAGGUUUACCUUGUUCUGAAAUACUCCUUCACGGUAUCCGAUGAUGCUGUUCUAGACCACCUCGCGAAAUCCAAUCUUGUGCUUGAGGCUGCCCUCGUUGCUCCAGUGCAGAAUCCUACAUCCUCACAAACGCAGACUGCUCAUCAGCAAGCACGACAGCAAAUGGAGGGCCACAUGAUCUUCUCCGAGACGCACAUUGGGUUGAAGAAAAAACCAGAUAUGACGGGCACCGUCGGCGACUUCCGUUGUAUGUUUUUUUCCUUUGGCGUUCGCCUAAAUUAUGUCCGACUCCGCUCUCCUGCCUCUCCUCGUUUGGCAUUAACCUCAUACUUGGAUUUCAACCAGUCUAAAAACGCACAAGCGGUUAAGGCGAGGGUUUUGGAUGAUUAUAUGGAGCCAUUGACUGUACCAACUCCUAACCUUUUGUCGUCAAUUUAUACAGCAAGCAGCGUCCCUUACUUACCCACGUCUCGCAUUACUUCCACGUCUGCUGAUGGCAAGCCUACAUCACGGUCAGCUACAUCGAUUGCCAAUAGAAGGCUAUGCCGGAAAAUGUGGCCUGUCUCAAGUGCGAUGCAGUUAAAGAUGCAGAGCACUCAUCUGAAUUCCCGUGGCUGCUUGAUGAUGUCGAUUGACCUUGAAGCAAGCGUCGAAACAGCCAUCACUAGUGUCGACGUACAUAUUCAUGGCGGUAAGGCAGUACCUCUUGGUGAUAAUGCGGGGGAUAAAGGUGUGAAAGAACUGCUGCCCAGAGAUCAGGUGACUCUGCUGUACACUUUGAUUGCGGACACUCCUGCUGGACCGUCGAUUAAGCCCGUGAAAAUCACACUCAAGCUAAAGCCAUCUGUGCGUGAGGGAGGACUCGACUCUGGACCAGAGUGCACAAGCCUAUGGAACUCUACGGUGAAUUUUGACAUCCUACCUCAGCGAACGGGGAGUGCUGGAGCACCUAACACACCACGCUUGCAGCGACCACUGUCGAUGGUGCCGAGCAGGACUUUAUCACAUGCUCGCACAAAUACUCAGAUGACCGUACCUACUUCUUCGUUGCAGAGUCCAGGAGGAAUUACGGGACUUACCCUGACGUUCUCUGCACCCGAUCGAGUGAAGGUCGGUCAAACCUUUACGUUGGAUAUAUUUCUGGUCAACGGAAAUCUCCACCGUGGAAGGCGUCUUGCGCUGUCUGUGAUACCCGCACAACGGAAAGCGUUACCACCGUUGCCUGUGCCUGCCUCGACAAAGGAUCCCAUUCUGUCAGAUGAGUCUCUGUUUGCAUUACAUCGUGCGCGGAUUGAGCUUGAGGCGGAACAGCUAGUACCAUUAUCGGGAGACGUCAGAGUGGGGCCAUUAGGGGCCAGCACCUGCCAUGAGGUGAAGAUGCAGUUCGUGGGGACUACUGAAGGAGUGUUUCCAAUGUGUGAUGGAAUCAGAGUAGUAGAUCUGGUGAACGGCGGACAAGCCGAGUGUCGCAAUGUGCCUCGGAUUGUUGUGUGUUCGUAGUUAAUACUUAAAGAGAUAUGUAAUUUUGAUCGCCGCAGCGCGGGCGGUGGUGAUGUCAGCGCGCCG
Saitoella complicata NRRL Y-17804 is the source of this 1707-nucleotide messenger RNA. RefSeq lists its product as uncharacterized. The transcript is spliced from 2 exons. Gene Ontology annotation, biological process: intra-Golgi vesicle-mediated transport. The record is from RefSeq and is a predicted model, not a curated record. NCBI's taxonomy places the organism in Eukaryota, Fungi, Ascomycota, Saitoellomycetes, Saitoellales, Saitoellaceae. The coding region runs from base 37 to 1641 and encodes 534 amino acids. Gene Ontology annotation, cellular component: TRAPPII protein complex; trans-Golgi network.